AUGUAAUUUAUAUAAAAAUAACAUAUACCUAAAGCUCUCAGUUUAAUUUAAGCUGUUGAAUUUCUUGCUGAAUAUUUAGGUAAAUCAUAAGAAAGUACGUAUUUAUUAUAAAUGAAGAGCGUAUUUAUCAAUAUUUCUUAGCCUUAGAAUUAUUGAAAUUAAUAGUAAAACUAAGAAAAUGGUCAUUAGUGGAUAAAUUUGGAUUGAUGAUUUCAGAGAAUAAUAACUAUUCUGAAACAGAUCAUAAAGAAGAUGAAGUUGCUACAUAAUUUUAGGAAAUUCUAGGUCCUUUAGAAUAUAAUCCUAAAGCUGUCAAUUAAAAGACUAUAAAAGAAGAACUUAAGUCAAUAAAGGACCCAAUUCCUAAAUUCAAUUUAGGUUACUAUGACGUUGUUUAAGAUAAACAAACAUCUUUAUUAACAAUGUUACCUAUACCUAAUGAUAUUAAGUAGAAAGAUUAUGAAUCCAAACUUAAUUAAUUUAGAGUAUUUUGUAAUUUGCAAUUGUUUAGAUUAAAAUUGGAGAAAUAUUGCAUCUCUUUCGUCCAAUAAUAUACUGCUCUUUGAUUCUAAAGUAUGGUGGAGAUAGUUAUACUCCAUAUGUUAUUUCAUUCUUUAUUGAUAUUAUUAGAUUUUUAAUAGAAUUCCAAAUUAAGAUCUAUAGAAAAAGUUAAAAAGAAGAACUCAAAAUACGAGCUAAAGAAGCUACAGUAUAUAAUUUUUAAUCUAAUCAAGAUUUGUUAUAUUUUAAGAAAUCCUUUCUAUAGUACAAUUGUCAAACAAAUAAUCUUAAAUAAUACUAUAGGGAAGCUAUUAAACCAACAAGGAUGGAUUUAUCGAUUUAUCAUUGCAUUAAUCGAGUUAAGAUCAUCAAAAUGUCUAUUAUUAUGA
Messenger RNA from Paramecium sonneborni, 890 nucleotides. The record is from the annotation of a GenBank genome assembly. Lineage: Eukaryota; Ciliophora; Oligohymenophorea; Peniculida; Parameciidae.